Pyrus x bretschneideri (Chinese white pear) is the source of this 805-nucleotide messenger RNA. RefSeq names its product calmodulin-like protein 11. The transcript has 4 exons. The record is from RefSeq and is a predicted model, not a curated record. The coding region runs from base 81 to 566 and encodes 161 amino acids. NCBI's taxonomy places the organism in Eukaryota, Viridiplantae, Streptophyta, Magnoliopsida, Rosales, Rosaceae. Gene Ontology annotation, molecular function: calcium ion binding; enzyme regulator activity.
CAACAUUCUCUCUCUCUCUCUCUCAGAACUCUUUUUCUCUCUCUAGACUUAUUUGUAUUUUGAAAGGCCAAGUAAAGAAGAUGGCAGACGUACUAAGCGAAGAACAGAUUGCUGAGUUUAAAGAAGCAUUUUGUGUAUUUGACAAGGAUGGAGAUGGUGAGUUUCCUACUAUCAUGUCCUCCGUUCUUGGUUGCAUUACUGUGGAUGAACUGGCGACGGUGAUUCGGUCUCUGGAUCAGAAUCCGACGGAGGAGGAGCUUCAGGACAUGAUAAGCGAAGUGGACGUUGAUGGAAAUGGGACCAUUGAGUUCGCAGAGUUCUUGAGUUUAAUGGCAAACAAAAUGAAGGAAACUGAUGCAGAGGAGGAGCUCAAAGAGGCCUUCAAAGUAUUUGACAAGGAUCAGAAUGGAUACAUUUCAGCUACUGAGUUGAGGCAUGUAAUGAUCAAUCUAGGCGAAAAAUUGACCGACGAAGAGGUCGAGCAGAUGAUAAAUGAGGCGGAUUUGGACGGUGACGGACAAGUGAAUUACGAUGAAUUUGUGAAGAUGAUGAUGACCAUUGGAUGAUCCAUAUUGAACAAAAUUCCCUCAUUCAAAUUCAUCACUAGCCCUCAAGCAAUAAACUUGUAUUCAUGUUGUCAAAUGACCAAAAAUAUAGGAGUACUUGACUAGUACCCCUUUGAUUUGUUCAGUUUAUUCAAUUCCAUAUUGUAUUAUUUGUCAAUUUCUAGUUAGUCAGAAUCAUGGUGUGCUUCAAUGUGAUGAUGUAUCAAAAUCUUUGUUCAAUGUGAUAUAUUUUAGCUCAA